Messenger RNA from Lindgomyces ingoldianus, 675 nucleotides. RefSeq lists its product as uncharacterized. The coding region runs from base 1 to 675 and encodes 224 amino acids. Gene Ontology annotation, cellular component: membrane; endomembrane system. NCBI's taxonomy places the organism in Eukaryota, Fungi, Ascomycota, Dothideomycetes, Pleosporales, Lindgomycetaceae. The transcript has 2 exons. The record is from RefSeq and is a predicted model, not a curated record.
AUGAGUUCCUCAAAGAUAUCCGAGAAGCUUAUCCGGCAACACCCGCUUCAGCGGUUGGAGUCUCCGUCGAAGGGCUUUUCUGGAGUCGUCCAUAAUGACUCCUACGGCUGGCAUUUUCAAUACCUAACCAUAAUCGGCCUCAGCAUUUCGACGUUAUGUUUCACAUCCGGUCUCCUCGCCGACGCAACGUCCUCACACACCCUCUUCACCCUGAAAAACUACCUCGCCCUCGUCGCUGCCCCCAUCGAACUCCUCAUCUCCCUCCUAUACUGGGGUCUCCGCGCCAUCGACCCUGCACUUGUCAUCCCUCCUGACCUCCCUAUGCUCCCUUUCUGGACAGACUUAUGCUUCCACUUAUUUCCCAGCCUCCUCUUAUCUCUAGAUGCAAUAUUACUCUCCCCACCUUGGCCCACGAAUCCCGUGAACCCGAAUGCGCCGUUUGUCACGUUAGUAGCGUCGAUGGCGAUUUCGUUUACAUAUUGGUUUUGGAUUGAGCUGUGUCAUUCGCAUAAUGGGUUUUAUCCUUAUCCGAUUUUCGCGCUGCUUGGCACGUGGCAGAGAAUCGGAUUGUUUGUAGUGAGUGGGGUUACUAUGUGGCUGUUGGGCGCGGGGUUGAGGAUGGGGUAUACUCGGGUUAAUGGGUAUGAAGUUUCGGAGAUGAAAAAGGACGUGUAG